Molecule: messenger RNA, 1117 nt
Organism: Triticum aestivum (bread wheat)
Lineage: Eukaryota; Viridiplantae; Streptophyta; Magnoliopsida; Poales; Poaceae
Product: desiccation-related protein PCC13-62
Exons: 3
Coding region: 16-1008 (330 amino acids)
Source: RefSeq, a predicted model, not a curated record
CCUCCUGGCCUGUUCAUGCAGGGCACCACCGUCCAUGCGGUCGACCCGCCUACCUGCCCUCCGGCCAAGGCGUCAGCGGUGGCAGUGGAAACCUCGGACUGCGGCGGGCCUCGGUGCCAGCCACCGGCUCCGCACGUUCCGGUCCCGGUGUUCCCGUAUGACGUCGACCCGAUGCAGUUCGCGCUGAACCUGGAGUACACCGAGGCUGAGUUCUUCCUCCAUGGAGCGUUCGGUGUAGGGCUCGACCAGAUCGCGCCCAACCUGACGUUGGGAGGGCCGCCUCCGAUGGGCGCCAUGAAAGCCAACCUCGACGAGGUGACAUGGCGCAUCGUCGCGGAGUUUGGCCUUCAAGAAGUCGGCCACAUCAGGGCUAUCCAGAACACAGUUGGUGGGUUCCCUAGGCCAAAGAUAGACCUGAGCGCCAGCAACUUUGCAAGGGUGAUGGACCAAGCAUUUGGUUACCAUUUGGACCCUCCUUUCGACCCCUACAUCGACAGCCCCAACUUCCUGCUGGCGUGCUACGUGAUCCCCUACCUGGGCAUCAACGGCUACACCGGCACCAACCCCAUCAUCGACGGCUACGAGACUAAACACCUUCUUGCAGGGUUGCUAGGCGUGGAGGCGGGGCAGGACGCGGUCUUCCGCGCGCUGCUCUUCGAGCGCAAGAGCGAGACGGUGCCGCCCUACAAGGGGAUCACGGUGGCAGAGUUCACCGACCGCAUCUCCGCGGCGAGAAACCAGCUGGGGAAAUGCGGGGUGAAGGACGAGGGGCUCACCGUGCCGCCCGAGCUUGGCGCAGAGGGCAGGAUCUGCACCAACGUGCUCUCCGCCGACAGGGACUCGCUCUCCUACGCCCGCACGCCGGAGGAGCUGCUCAGCAUCCUGUACCUCACCGGCGACGAGCACGUGCCCGGUGGCUUCUUCCCGGAGGGCGCGAACGGGAAGAUAGCACGGGAGUUUCUUCGCAAGCCGUUUGCAGCUGGGGAUAACAAGGCGCCAGCAAAUUAAGUAGGCCCGCAUGAGUGAUUGCAGCGUCAAUCAUCGGCCUGAAUGAAUAAUAAUGUAAAUAGUGUGUGGAUGGCAUGCUCGAUGGAAUAAGAUGGACAAUGUUUGCGCG